UAAAAAAAAAACAUCAUGUGGAGUGAAAGAGACAGAGGGAGAAAGAGAAAGACUCCACAUAUUCUCUCAUUCCUCCCGCUUGCUCACUGGAUUUCACAUUUACGGUGGUUAAAGGGAGAGUGGACCCCAGCCACACCCCCUGACUAUAAAUCCAAGGCAUAAGGAAACACUCAGCUGAAAACACACAUGGAACUGAAGGAUCUGGAGCUCACAAACUCAUUUACACACAUGAACAUACAAAGUCUGGGAGGUGGCUUGGCAUGCUGUUAGCCCAAAUAACUGAUGACAGUGGAGAGAAGGGCACUUCUGAUGAAUGAGUGAGUCACAAGUGACUUGGUUGAGCAUUGCUGGAUUGGUUGGAGCCCUAAGCAGGACUGGUUACAGAAGCUUUGCAACAUGCUGGGGGUGUACGAUUAGAAAUAGGGAUUGAGUUCACUCUUGUGUUUGGGCAAAAUAGAACGGUUCAACAGAGAUUUCUGUGCAAGGACGAAGAGCAAAGUCCAGAAGUCCUCUGUAAGUUGCUGAGCAUGUCUUUUGCGAUGGUGCGACCAACCCCAGGUCAUUUCUUGUGCUCUGAGAUCAGCAUGCACUCCGAGGACGACGACAAUGGCAGUGAAGGUUCUGGAUCUGACGACAAGUCCUUCCGUAUGGCCAGCCGCAGCUAUAGCACCCUUAAGUUAGGUGCUCGUAAACAGAGGUAUGGCUGCCAACCGGUAGCGGCUCCCAGUGAGCUCCGUCCUCAGAUUGUCGAGAUCCGCCAGCGGAACACUGCAAAUGCUCGAGAGCGGGAUCGCACGAACAGUGUGAACACGGCAUUCACUGCCCUGAGGACGUUGAUACCUACCGAACCGGCCGACAGGAAGCUGUCCAAGAUUGAGACGCUGCGGUUGGCCUCCAGCUACAUCUCGCACCUAGGGAACAUGCUGCUGGUUGGAGAGGAGUGUGGAGAUGGCCAGCCUUGUCUUAGCGGCUCCGAAGCCUUGUAUCAUCGUCUUCACAACCUUCCAAAGAGCUUGACUCCCAGCCCGGACUCAGAAAACUCUCAGCCCAGACAGAUCUGCACCUUCUGCCUCAGUAACCAGAGACGGCUGGUGAGUAGCUUGAUGGAACGUAAUUGUUGGUUAAACAUCAGAUCUGACUGACAUUUAAAGAACAGUCAAAUCUUAGAAAUUAGGUGUUUAAUAAUAAAGUUAUUAUUCUGUGACAAAUCGGAGGUCAAAGGUCAGUGCACUGUUAUUGAUUCAUGUCAUUCAAAACUUUAUCUGAAAUUUAGAGGGAUAGUUCAGACUUUAGAC
Carassius auratus (goldfish) is the source of this 1295-nucleotide messenger RNA. RefSeq names its product basic helix-loop-helix transcription factor scleraxis-like. Gene Ontology annotation, molecular function: protein dimerization activity; DNA-binding transcription factor activity, RNA polymerase II-specific; RNA polymerase II transcription regulatory region sequence-specific DNA binding. The coding region runs from base 528 to 1142 and encodes 204 amino acids. The transcript has a single exon. Lineage: Eukaryota; Metazoa; Chordata; Actinopteri; Cypriniformes; Cyprinidae. The record is from RefSeq and is a predicted model, not a curated record. Gene Ontology annotation, biological process: regulation of transcription by RNA polymerase II; developmental process.